AUGAAACCGUUAACUUUUGUGGGUGGUAUUGAACCGUUGAAAGCAGAGACAUGGUUACUUGAAAUAGAGAAGUUGUUUGAAGUUUUUCUCUGUACCGAGACUCAGAAGGUUUUACUGGCCACCUUUACUCUUAAAGACAAAGCUCGAAGACAGUGGUUACUAAUUCAGAAUACUAAUGAAAACAUGACAUGGGCUCGAUUCAAUGAAAUCUUUUAUGAUAAGUACUUCCUUCAGUGUUUUUGGGAUCGAAAAGUGUUUGAAUUCCAAGAACUCAAGCAAGGCAGAAUGUCCAUAGUUGAGUACGAGGCUAAGUUCACUGAGUUAGCCAGGUUUGUCCCUCACAUGGUAGAUACGGACUAUAAGAACGCCCAUAAGUUUGAAGGAGGAUUGGACUUAGACAUAUUUGAUCGAGUAGGCGUGUUGAAGUUGCCAACAUACGUAGAAGUCCUUGAUAGAUCCUUAAUGGAUGAAGCUACCCUAGCCACUAUGAAACAAAGUAAGGACCCAACAACAACAACAACAGAAUAG
Camellia sinensis is the source of this 528-nucleotide messenger RNA. RefSeq lists its product as uncharacterized. NCBI's taxonomy places the organism in Eukaryota, Viridiplantae, Streptophyta, Magnoliopsida, Ericales, Theaceae. The record is from RefSeq and is a predicted model, not a curated record.